Paramecium pentaurelia is the source of this 499-nucleotide messenger RNA. Lineage: Eukaryota; Ciliophora; Oligohymenophorea; Peniculida; Parameciidae. The record is from the annotation of a GenBank genome assembly.
AAUGAGCUUAGAAGUUAAGAAUGCACAUAGAUAAGCAUUUAAAGAAAUCUUUUCAAUGAAAGCAGUAGAAGGAAAACUAGACAAAAAGGGUUUGGCUGAUCUUUUUAUUAUGAUUGAUUAUAAGGUAAUAUGAUUGUUUUUAAUGAUUUUUAGAUUCCAUAAGAAUAAUUUGAUGAGAUGGUUUAAAGAAUAUUUGGAAAAAAAGAAUAGAUUGGAUUUGAAGAGUUUUUAAAAAUUUUUAAUUUAAAACUGACAGAUUAUACUUUUAAUGAUGUGAGAAAUGCUUUCAAAUUAUUAGCAAAAGAUGAUGAUAGGUAUUAUAAUAGAUAGAAUAAUAUUAAUUAGGUAUAUUCCCUUAGAAAAGAUUAAGAAAGUAUUGUUAAAGAAUAAUGUUCCUGCUGAAGAAGUUGAAUUUUUAUGUCAUCAAUUGGAUCCAUUUACUGAUACAAUGAAGAGAGUUAAUUAUGCUGAGUUCUUAAAAAGCUUAAGCAAUGUUUGA